Messenger RNA from Corythoichthys intestinalis (scribbled pipefish), 3468 nucleotides. RefSeq names its product ADP-ribosylation factor interacting protein 1 (arfaptin 1) (gene arfip1). Gene Ontology annotation, cellular component: trans-Golgi network membrane. Bases 194 to 1468 code for a protein of 424 amino acids. The transcript is spliced from 9 exons. Gene Ontology annotation, molecular function: protein domain specific binding; phospholipid binding. Gene Ontology annotation, biological process: intracellular protein transport; regulation of Arp2/3 complex-mediated actin nucleation. Lineage: Eukaryota; Metazoa; Chordata; Actinopteri; Syngnathiformes; Syngnathidae. The record is from RefSeq and is a predicted model, not a curated record.
CCCUCUGCGGCUGAUGACUUUUUCCGGGGUCCGAAGUUCCGUCCACCUGGGCGCAUUUUAUUGUACGUUCAUUUAAUUGCCAUUUUUUGCACUCAAAAGAUCCUGACUGCUCUUCCACGGACGUCGCGAACCCGGGUUGGGACUUUAGUUCUAUCUGCUAAAGUUAGCCACGACGGUCUUAACUCGACAAGGUAUGUCCGAGAGUAAUCUGGACACGGAAUCGGGCAAGACCUCCAACGAGGGCCUUCGUGCGGAAGCUGACGAAAGCCCUCGCGACGGCGACCCCUCACCUUUGCCGCCAUCGGGGGACAACGUGAUGUACGACGUGGAAAUAGACAGCGUGGAGGAUCGGUCGCUUAGCGGCGAUGAGGACGUGCAUCUAGGCGAAGACGUAGAAAACGGUGGAGGAAGCCAGAUAGAGGAAGCAGCGGAGGAACCUGAGAAUGAUGUCAUGUGCGCAAAGGAGGACGCCACGACAGAGGAAUACCCGAGGAGCCCGGACGUCACCAGUAACGGAGACCUAGACGGGAGUCCGGAGGAGGACGUCUUUGGCGAGGACUCUUCCUCCGGAGGGCUGGCAGUUACGGACCUCCGCCUCCCAUCCUCCAACUAUGCCCCCACGUCGGAAGUCGUCAUCCAAUCAGAAGCGAGCCAAAGGCAGCCGGUGAGCGGGGCGCUGGUCUUGUCUGAAGACGUCAAGAGUCCGACAAUGGAGAAACUAGAUCUGGUCAGAAAGUGGAGCAUCAACACGUAUAAAUGCACGCGGCAGAUCCUGUCGGAGAGGCUGGGUCGCGGCUCCAAGACGGUGGACCUGGACCUGGAGGCCCGGAUCGAGGUGCUGCGCGACAACAAGCGCAAGUACCAGCACCUCAUCAAGCUGGCGCAGACGCUGGCCGCCCAGCUGGCGCCCGUAUUGCGUACGCAGAAGCAGCUGGGCGACGCGUUCGCCGACCUGAGCCUCAAGACGCCCGAGCUCCACGAGGAGUUUGCGUUCAACGCCGAAACCCAAAAGCUUUUGUCAAAAAAUGGCGAGACGUUGCUGAGCGCCAUAAACUUCUUCAUCGACAGCGUCAACACUCUGGUGGACAAAACCAUCGAGGACACCAUCAUCAACAUCAAGCAAUACGAGCUCGCCAGGGUGGAGUAUGACGCGUACCGCACGGAUCUGGAGGAGCUGAACCUGGGUCCGCGCGACGCCACCACGCUGCCCAAGAUAGAGCUGGCGCAACAGCACUACCAGACGCACCGCGACAAGUACCAAAAAAUGCGCGACGAUGUCUCUGUCAAGCUCAAGUUCCUGGAGGAGAACAAGGUGAAGGUGUUGCACAAGCAGCUGAUGCUCUUCCACAACGCGGUGGCCGCCUACUACUCUGGCAACCAGCAGCAGCUGGAGCAAACUCUGCAGCAGUUCCACAUCAAGUUGAAAGCGGGCGGCGCCCAGCGGCCAUCUUGGCUGGAGGAGCACUGAGGGAAGCAAAUGUUUUUAGACAUUCAGCCAGUCGCCAGGAUGAGACGGUGUCUAAAAAGUUUUGACAACGCGCAUCUCCGAAAUUCUCGACACUACAAUCUUUCCAAAAGAAAUGCACUUUGACGCCAUUUGACAAAUCUGCAGUAAGCGCGUGAAGAUGCCAGAAUUUCCGUUAAACAAAUAUACAUGAAGCAUUGGAGGAAUACCUCAAAAUGCAUAUAAAAAAAUGUUGACUAUAGAAAAUUAACUUCGAAUAUCUUGAAGCUAAAAAAAUUUAAAGUAUUUAAAAUUGAUUAUUUUUUGAAGUCAACAUUUUCAGAAAUAACAAUUGUUUAAAAAAUAUGUAUUCCUCAUCCUAUUUUUUAAAAUGAGAUAUAUACAAAUAUACAUUUUACAAAAUGUUUUCUUGGAAUUUAUGUAUUUUUUCUUCUCCCUGUUUAUCCCCACUCCAUCUUUUUAAUAAAAAAUGUAAAGAUUUUCCAAUAUAUAGUUCUUAAAUUUAAUUUGUAUAUACUAUAAAUAUUUAAAAAAUAUUUUUCAGGAUUUUUCAUGUACAAAUCUAUUCCCCCAUUGCUUUUUAAAUACAGUAUAUUUGUUGAAUGUAAAAUCAGGCACGAAAUUGUAAAAAAAUGCAUUUUUGUAAGCAGCGUUAUGAAUGUCGGACGCCUUUUUUUUUUCUUUUUUUUUUUUUUUUUUACAUUCCAUAUUUGUCUCUGUAUCGAUAAUCAGAAUGCAUUGUCUGUCAUUAACGGCGCUAGACGUCCAAUCCAACGGAAGUGGGAGGUUUGGCAGCAAACGAACACCAGCCUCCCGCGUCUGACGGAUUGGACAUCUACUAGUGGAACAACUCACGACAGAAGCGUGAAAAGAGCUUUCAUUGCCCCUACCAACAUGGCGUCCAGGUAGCCAUUUUGGUAAGGGCAACAUGCCCAUCGUUGCCACCCUCCCACAACCAACAGAUUGGAUGUCUGCUAUUGAUAAACUCAUUAAGAAUUGCAGGAAAAUAAUGAAAAGAGCUUUCAUUGCCCCUAUUAACAUGGUGUCCGGGCGGCCAUGUUGCUGGGGGCGACAUACCCAUCAAAGUCAAUGCGUUGACAUUAAAAUUAAGUCACAACUAGCUUAUUUCUCAACCGAAAGCAUAUGUUAUGUACUCAUUGGCUGACACCACUUCAAACGGAUUGGACAUCUAUGAGUGAUGAACUCAUGGGUGGAUGUGAGGGUGCAUAUUAGUCAGAGGAACAAAUUUGAUUUUCUUUUUAACUCAUUGAUUGCACUAGAUAGCCAAUCCAUCGGAAGUGGGAGGCCUGGCAGUGAAUGAACGAGUGUUUACUCACUGCCAGCCUCCCGCUUCCAAUGGAUUAGACGUCUACUAGGGAUAAAUUCACAGCAAAAGCAUUAAAAGAAGUUUUAUCGCCUCUACCAACAUGGCGGCAAGGCUGGUCGGGGUCACAUGCCCAUCACUGCCACCCUCCCACUUACAAAGGAUUUGAUGUCCAUUAGUGAGAAACUCAUUGGGAGUUGCAGCAAAAGCCUCUACCAACAUGGCGUCCGGGCGGCCAUGUUGCUAGGGGCGACAUGCCUAUUAAAACCAAUGCGCUGACAUUAAAAUUAAGUCACAACUGGCUUAUUUCUCUACUAAAAGCAUCUGUUAUAUACUCAUUGGCUGCCAUUGACAAUGCUAGACGUCCAAUCCGUUGGAAAUGGGAGGCCUGGCACCAAAUGAACGAAUGUUUAUAAUAAGCUAGUUGUGAUUUAAUUUGAAUGUCAACGCACUGACUUUGAUGGGCAUGUCGCCCCUAGCAACAUGGCCGCCCGGACACCAUGUUGAUAUGGGCGAUAAAAGCUAUUUUCAUCCUUCUUCUGUGAGCUCACCACUAGUAGAAGUCCAAUCCAUUGGAAGCAAGAGGCUGGAAUCAAAUAAACGUUCGUUCAUUCGCUGUCAGGCCUCCCACUUCUGACGGAUUAGACGUCUAGCGCCGUCAAUGUCAGUCAAUGAGUAU